Molecule: messenger RNA, 5846 nt
Organism: Salmo salar (Atlantic salmon)
Lineage: Eukaryota; Metazoa; Chordata; Actinopteri; Salmoniformes; Salmonidae
Source: RefSeq, a predicted model, not a curated record
GAGUAUUUUCUGUUCCGAGGAAAGGAUUACAUCACAGUGUCUAUGGAACCCAAGAGAUUCUGACAUGUGGCUUUAAGUGAAAACAGCAGCAUGACCGACAAGCCAAAGAUUCAUGUGUUCAUGGGUGCCCCUCGCCUCACACCUGUGUCUGAUGUUGAUGAGGGAAAGUCUGGUCAGUGGAGGACCAUGAAGCUCUGCUGGCAGGGGGGCAGACUGAGGGCCAGGGAGGAUGAGGGUGGGAUCCAUGGAAGUGACGGUGGAGGUGAGGUUGACGCCUCAUCAGAGCCUGGAGAGCUGCCCAGUACCAGCAAGCACGGUACCCGUCUCCAAGGUCCUGAGACCCAAACCGGAUUUCCCUUACAGAGAGAACCAGGCUGUAAAGAGACAACCCAAGCUGGCCUGGCCCCUUUGGCGAGCUCAACUCCCCAGAAUGAGCAAGCAGUCGGUAAUGAUGAGGACCUGUGCUCUGAAUCAGUGAAGGAGUAUCUGGACAGCUGCUUCCCUGCCAGGCAGCCUGACCCAGGGCCUGAGUCUGCCCCUGAGAGAGCAGGCAUUCAGUCAGAUCCAGCCCCUGCUCAGUCUGUGUCUGUGGAGACGGAGUACCUCAGUGCAUGGACAGUCAGCCAGGCCCUGCUCCUGAGAGGAAGGCUGGGGGGACAACCAGAAACCAGCCCUGUGAAAACCAGACAUCCACAAACGCCACCCAAAUCCACACCAUCCACUUUCACCAGCUCCCCAGAGUUGUACAGCCCAGACACCCCCACUCAGUCCCACAGAGAGCGGGGCCAAGGAUGGACCCAGCAGGGCUCCAUGGAGCUCUUCUAUGAGCCCCUGCUGAGCCAGAGGCAGGAGGAAGGAGGGGUGAUACUGGAGGCCACUGCUGAUGGGGUGCUCUGCUCUCAGGGUAACCCAAUGGGGAACAAAGAAGUGCGUGUAGUCUCCAAAAGCCCUCUCCCAUCACCUAGAUCCCCUGUAAAUACCUCAUCUGCACCCCCAGCCCCUAAAAGGAGUAAAGUCUCCCCCACAAUAGACAGAACUGAUCGGUCACCAGACCAGACUACAGGGAAGGGUUGUGUUACUUCCCAAGCUCACACCACCCUGGCUAGAUGUGGCACCCAGGGAGUGCGUUACUCCAUCUUAGUGGCUGUGGUGCAUCCGUGUCAUCUGAAGGAGAUCAGAGUGAGGUCCGGGGCGUCUGCUGGCUCCUGUAUCCCCCUGGCCUCUGUGGUGGUUACUGACCAAUCAGAAGUGGAGAUGAAGGUGGUCCUGUGGAGGAGGGCAGCAUUCUGGGCCCUGACUGUGUAUUCUGGAGAUGUGCUGCUCAUCACUGGUGUGAUGGUGAAUGAGGACAAGUGGAGAGGAGAGACGGUUCUGCAGUCGUCGUACAGCAGCAGGCUCCUCAACCUGGGCCAGGUCACUGGCAGCAGCUCACCUCUAGUCCCGCAGAAUGUGAAUGGCCGGACACUGAGGUCUCUGUGUGGUUACCUGCGUGAGAAGCGUCCCCUGCUGGUGUCCCUCCCUCCUCGCGUCCCUCAGGAUCCUAACACCGUCGCCUACGCCCGUCUCAGGACCCUGAGACCUGACACACUGGUGCAUGCGCUGCUCCGAAUCACACACACUGAGAUGAUCACAGGGUGGCGAGCCGAGGCAGAGGGCACGUCCAGGGUAGGAGGAGUACUGAAGGCUGUGCUGACUGUAGAGCAGGGGGGUGGACAGCAGGGGGCAGUGGUGCUCUGGGGAGCUGCCUUGACCUGGCUGCAGCGUAUCAACAGGAACAAAGAUGCAGUGUGGGUUUUCCGUUUGCUCCUGGUAAGAGAGAGUAUGAUGACAGGCCUGCUGGAGCUGCACUCCACCCCCUGGGGCUCCUGUGAGCCUCUCUUCCCUGACGACACGCGGGCGCUGGAGUUCUACAGGCCAGGCCCUGCCAAACAUACCAGCACCAGCUUGGAGAUAGACCUGCACACUCUCCUGUCCCAGAAGUACACUGGUGAUGUGGAACUGAGAGUUCACGUCACAGCAUUCCAGUUUCAAGGCAGCCCCUCCCAGAAUGCACUGCAGCGGAUGGACAGCGACACGCAUCUGGAGAGUAUCCUGGACACGGUGUCAGGUGACAUCACGUUCACUGGCUGCGGGCUCUGCGCUGCCGAGCUGGACACAGAUGACAACGGGAUCUACUGUCCCUGCUACCCCUGCCUCCCCCAUACUGGAGUACGACGCUAUUACAGGCCAGUAAUACUGACAGUGAAGGAUGGGGAAAGCCAGGUGUGUGUGCAGGUGCCACCUGUCCUGCUGCAGAAGAUCCUGCUCGACACUCCUCCUGACAAGCUGAGCAAGACGGUCGCUCCAGGUUCAGAUGUGAGGUUAGUCCAGGUAGUGGCUGAGAGGAUUUAUUCCUUGCUGUCCAUUCCCAGACGCACCUUCCUCCUUACCGUCCGCAGCCACUUCCUGUGUGACGAGAACAGUGUCCCCACUGCCCAGGACUUUCUACUGCUGGAUUUUCAUGACCCCAAAUCAUAUAUCAUCAUCUAUGAUCCACUGACAGGCAUCAUGUCUGAAGCACUAAGAAUGGAUGAAGCUCAGUACAGCAUGAAAAUGAUUGAAAAUCAGUUGAUGAUGAACUUAUCGACUUAUGAGUUCAUGCCACCUGUGGAGGUCAAGAGUGAGCCCUACAUACCUGAGACAGCUCAUGGACCCUAUAUUCAAAUACUUGAGGAGCCCAAACAGAGAGGCUUCAGAUUCCGCUAUGAGUGUGAGGGUCCGUCCCACGGUGGGCUCCCAGGGGCCUCCAGCGAGAGGAACAGGAGAACCUAUCCCACUGUCAAGGUGUCUAACUAUGUGGGGAUAGCCAGGGUAGAGGUGCAGCUGGUGACCCACUCUGACCCCCCCCAGGUCCACGCUCACAGUCUGGUGGGGAGGCACUGCUGCACGGAAAGUGGAAAAUGCAGUGUGGAUGUGGGCCCCAAUGAACUCACAGCACAGUUCAGUAACCUGGGCAUCCUCCAUGUCACAAAGAAAGGGGUGGGGGAAGUGUUGUUCAAGAGACUGAGAGACGAGAAGAGGAGGCAAAGGGGGCAGCACUACCAUUUUACUGACGCAGAGGAACAAGCCAUAUUGAGAGAAGCCAACGAGCUGGGCAGGAUCAUGGACCUGAACAUAGUGAGGUUAAAGUUCACGGCCUACCUCCAGGACAGUAACGGAGGGUUCUCUAGGGCCCUGAAGCCGGUGGUCUCCAAUCCCAUCUUUGACAGCAAGUCACCCAACGCCUCCAACCUGAAAAUCUCCCGCAUGGAUAAGACCUCUGGGUCUGUGCUGGGAGGGGAUGAGAUCUUCCUACUGUGUGACAAAGUCCAAAAAGAUGAUAUUGAGAUCCGCUUUUAUGAGGAGGAUGGAAGCUGGGAGGCCUUUGGUGACUUCUCUCCAACUGAUGUCCACAAGCAGUAUGCCAUCGUGUUUAAGACGCCCCCGUACCACAGCACAGAGAUCGAUCGUUCAGUCACUGUGUUCCUCCAGUUGAAAAGGAAGAAAGUGGGAGACUGCAGCGACCCCAAGCAGUUCACCUACGUUCCUCAAAUUCAAGAUAAAGAAGAGGUGCAGCGUAAGAAGCAGAAGCCCCUCCCCUAUAAUGACCCAUGGAGAGGGCCCCUGGGAGGAGCUGGGGGGGCAGGGAGAGGUGCCGGAGGAGCAGGAGGUGGAUUCCAGUUUAACCAGCAGAUGAAUGGAUCAGGGUGGAUGGGGGGUGGAUUCACUUGUUUUGGGGGUGGUGGAGCCCAGAUGUCAGGCACCACUGCCCAGGUUGAGGGUACCCAGCAGCAGGCAGGAGGGAUGGCCGGACAGACGCCAGGACAGUCAGCCUCACCACUACAACAGCAGCUCUUCCAGAUUGCUGCCACUCUCCAGAGCAGGGCCACUCGGAUGACCAAGCAGACAGCCGGGGCUCUCCUCCAGUACUGCACCACUGGGGACGUCCGGGUCCUUCUGGCAAUGCAGAGACACCUAUGUGGGGUCCAGGAUGAAAACGGAGACACGCCUUUGCACCUGGCCAUCAUUCACCAGCAGUCAGCUGUGAUCCAGCAGCUGGUUCAUACAGUCCUCACCAUCCAGCAACACAAAGUCCUCGACAAGCUCAACCACCUCAGCCAGACUCCCCUCCAUCUGGCGGUGAUCACCAGGCAGGUUAAGGUGGUGGAUGUUCUCCUGAGGGCCGGGGCUGACCCCACCCUGCUGGACCGGGACGGCCGGACCCCCCUGCACCUGGCAGCGCUGGCCGGGGAUGACGUCACGCUCAGGGUCCUGCUGGGGCACCUAGGAGAACGUUACAACCACCUGGUCAACGUGGCUGACUAUCAUGGUCUCCAUCCUCUCCACCUGGCUGUCCGUAAGGGAGGAGAGCGCUGUCUACGUCUGCUGGUGGGGAGCGGGGCUAAGAUCAACGACCCCGAGCGGGGGAGUGGAUGCUCCGCCCUCCACCUGGCUGUUAGAGAGAACCUCUUGAAAGUGGCCUGCACUCUCAUCACAGAGCUGAAAGCAGAUGUAAACAUGUGUACGUUUGGAGGGAACACUCCUCUCCAUCUGGCCGCCAGUCAGGGCUCCCCCACUCUCUGCUCCAUGCUUAUUGCUGCAGGAGCCGAUAAGAAUCUGGAGAAUGAUGAGCCGCUCUUCUUCAGCUCCUCAUCCUCAGAUGAGGAGCAAGAGGAUGGACCAAUAAGAGAUUUCAGAGAGUUACAGAUCCAACAGCAACCAAACAUCCCACCACCGUUGGAGAAAGAACAAGUCAACCCUCGUAAGAGACCAGCAACAGGACAUACACCCUUUGACCUUACUAAAUGUCAAAAGGUGAGAGACCUUCUAGACCCCAGACAGAGACCCAAGCCCAGCCAACACUCAAGUAAAAAGCCUAAACCGAACAGCACGGACGCAGAAAGUGAGCAGCUAGACAGUGAGACGCUCCAUAAACUGUGUGAGCUCCUCAGUCUGGGCGAUGUGCCCUGGAGACAGCUGGCAGAGAAACUCAACAUGCUCUCCCUGGCACACCUGUACCAGGAGAGUCCCUCUCCCUGCUAUAAACUGCUGGAGAAUUACAAGUUGGGGGGCGGUCCAGUGGAAGGACUGGUGGAGGCUCUGCAGUCUCUGGGUCUGACUGAAGGAGUGCGACUACUGAGACGGGCUGAGCUGAGAGAGGACAAACAGAACACAGAUCAGACAGUGGACAGCGGCUUUGGGAGUCAGCCAAUGGAUGAGCCAGCCUUGGCCAACCAGUGAGCACCAGGAAGGGUGAGGACCAGCUCGGUGGGUGGGAGGUUUCAGUCCAGCAUUUCAUCUUGGAGAUAUAACAAACCCUGUUCAGCACACCCUAUGGGGAAACCAUUGGGAAUUGGAUGUCAUUCCAGAACCUUUGCUGAUGAAUGCAGAGUUCUCUCUGCCAUGACUGCAACGUUGACAACUCACAUUGUCGGGCAUCCAGAUUGUUAUUUUUCUUAUGCAGACAGAGAGCUGAAGGCAACGAACUAAGGAAAACUCAGUCUCAAUAUGUAUAAUAAUUAUAACAGUGGCUUCAUCUCCUUUACAUUAUUUCUGAUGGUGAAAGAUAGGCUAGUCUUUUAAUGGUCCAUUGACACCUUCCAAAAAGUCAAAGUAUAAAUAAGAAUUUCUCAAAUAUGCAAUGUCAAAUUGUUGAAUGAAAUCAAUUCACACACAUAUUUAUUGGCUGACAGUCUUACUAAUACUGUGUAUUAAUUUGGUUUAACAUUAACCAAAUAAUUGUACAGCCAUAUUGCAGGUGUAUUUGCCAUGUAAUGUUAACUAUAUCUUGUCGUUGUUGAAUUAAAUGAAUUUCUCUCCUGACACAA